Molecule: messenger RNA, 1501 nt
Organism: Hyposmocoma kahamanoa
Lineage: Eukaryota; Metazoa; Arthropoda; Insecta; Lepidoptera; Cosmopterigidae
Exons: 7
Coding region: 279-1457 (392 amino acids)
Biological process (GO): synapse organization
Cellular component (GO): neuron projection membrane
Source: RefSeq, a predicted model, not a curated record
UUACGUACGCUACGCCGUAGCUGUGACGAACAACGAACUACCUACGACUUUAGUGCAAGUGUAUAAUGUGCUACGUGUAAUUCUAGUGUUAAUUCAAAAGUGUAUUUAAUAAUUGUAGAGAUAAUUAUGAAUUUCUAAUUUAUUGUCAGUGUAAUUAUGAAUUAUGGUGUUAAAUAAUUAUGAGUCGGCGUUGUCCAAUUUGGCAAAACAACACACGAUGACCUUUCCAUUUUGCAGAUUAUGAAGCCUCGGGUGGGGCUUUGCCUCGUUCUGGCGCUAUGUGGAGUGCGGGCGUGUUCUUUCUCACGCAUAUAGUUGUGUGCCAAUUUGCCACAGAAAACCCUCCAGCUUCAACAACGACUACAGAAGACCAAACCGUGACAUCAUUUUACGCAUUAACCACCGGCCUUGCGCCUGCGCCUAUCAUGCUGCGCCUGGGGAACUCUACAAUAGACAGUACCAAAUCAUUUAAAGUACCACAACCGACAGAAAAUCACGUAGAUACAACAAGCGACACGAAUCAGAACGAUCCUGUUAUUGAAAAAGUGAACCCAAUCGACAAAGUCAAAAUAGACGUGAUACCACACGUAAUAUCAGCUAAGAAUACAUAUUUUGAUCAUGAUAGACGAUAUGGGCCGACGUUCGAAGAUGCGAAGGAUGGUAACAUAACUAAAGUUACUGUACAACUGGGAGAAGAUGGCCAUUUGAAUUGUAGAAUUAGUUUGCUUCAAGAUAAGACGGUAUCCUGGGUACGUCGUAGAGGCAGAGAUGAGAUGCCGGAACUCCUGACAGUGGGAGCUGUAACGUAUGCCGCUGACAACAGGGUAACUGUCGCCAGGCGAUACCCUGGAAACUGGAGACUUCUCAUCAGGGAGGUCAAGCCUGAUGAUGAAGGUGUCUACGAAUGCCAGAUCUCCACACACCCGCCUAGAGUUAGCAGGACUUAUUUACAUGUUAACAAUGAUAAAAUCAUUGGAGCACAGAAAGCGAACCUAAUAAAUAUUGCACUUGAGCUAUGCUAUGAAAAUAAAAUUACAAUCAAGGCAUUGAGUUUUGACGGCUUUCCAGCAAACCUGGCUAUGGCCAAGCAACUAGGCUGCGAAUUACAACAUGAUAGUGUAAAAACCGAGCAAGUGGCAGGCGGCGCGGACAGCCUACUGCGGCUGGCGAGGGUGAACAGCAGCGACGCGGGCAACUACACGUGUGCCGUGCGGGGCGCCAGAUCUCACACCGUCUCUGUGCAUGUCCUUAACGAAAGCCUAGCCGAACUACACGCAGGGGCUACAUCGAAACCACCAUCCGUUACUACGAUAAUAACAUUAAUAACGUUAACCGUUGUAACGAAUCAAGUUAACCGUUAUAGGUUACAAGCUACGUUAUUCUUGACAUCACUAUUUAUGGCUAUCGCGACCCAAAGCGUUGUAAGAGAUCAGUUUAUAGUGACGUUACCUACGUGAUAUAAGAAUUUGUAAAUAAUCGUUAUUAAGAUAUGAAUAGUUAC